Molecule: messenger RNA, 231 nt
Organism: Cryphonectria parasitica EP155
Lineage: Eukaryota; Fungi; Ascomycota; Sordariomycetes; Diaporthales; Cryphonectriaceae
Exons: 1
Source: RefSeq, a predicted model, not a curated record
GCGAGUAUCAAAACUUCAGGUAGGUCAAGAUGCCUCGAGGUAAGAGACAUGACAAAAAGAAGGCCGUACUCUCUGGAGCCAUCAAUGCCUUUGAGCCCAUUGACGAUCUACUUGCAGACUUGAAGGGAGAAAGCCAAGCGUCUCCUGGUACUGCCAGCACAGGCCACAAGAAUCAAACUCGUGGUGGUGAGUCGGCCGUCAACAACCGGAAGACUACCUCCAAGACCUCUA